ACGCGGGAUGCCCAGCUGUCAAUCAGGCGCGGGCCGAGCUCUCCGAGGCGGAGCGGCGGCUGCAGCGGCGGCGGUGGCGAUGGGACCCCAGCGAGAGAUCUGCGGCUAGGCUGGCUGCACUUGCUCCACGGGUCAGGGGAUCGGAGGGGCAGGAUUGAAGAAUGUGUCAUUAAAAAGAAAGAUCAAGGAGUAAACAAGAAGAAGAAGAAGACUUCAAAGCUGGGAAGGAUGAGUUCUUGCAGCAAUGUGUGUGGGUCCAGGCAGGCACAGGCUGCAGCCGAGGGCGGGUACCAGCGCUACGGAGUCCGGUCCUACCUGCACCAGUUUUAUGAGGACUGUACCGCCUCAAUGUGGGAGUAUGAGGAUGAUUUCCAGAUCCAGAGAUCACCUAACAGGUGGAGCUCAGUAUUCUGGAAGGUCGGACUCAUCUCAGGUGCAGUCUUCGUGAUCCUCGGAUUGACUGUUCUGGCAGUGGGCUUUCUUGUGCCCCCUAAAAUCGAAGCAUUUGGUGAAGCCGAUUUUGUGGUGGUCGACACGCAUGCUGUCCAGUUCAACAGUGCUCUUGACAUAUAUAAGCUGGCAGGAGCCGUUCUCUUCUGCAUCGGGGGCACGUCCAUGGCAGGGUGCCUGCUGAUGUCAGUGUUUGCAAAGAGCUACUCCAAAGAAGAAAAGUUCCUCCAGCAGAAGUUUAAAGAACGAAUCGCAGACGUCAAAGCCCACACCCAGCCCAUUACAAAAGCUCCGGGGCCAGGGGAAACGACGAUUCCAGUCACUUUGUCCAGGGUUCAAAAUGUCCAGCCUCUAUCGGCAACCUGAAAUCUUUCCCACCCCAGUUCUUGUCUGAUUUAUGCCUGUGGUUAAAAGCAGCAGGCCGAUUUUUGAGAGGAAGAAGAUGUGGCAUGGACUGCCCCAAGGCUGUGUUUAGCUGUGGGCAGCACGGUGGGUGGACUCACACUUGCCCAGUCCAGGCGGCUCUGGCAGAGGUCAGUGCCAUGCCUGAGUCUGUGCACAGGCAUCCAGCUGCUUAAGACGGGUGCUUCCUUGUGCCUGGCCACCAGGAGCCCCUGGAACUCCUCUUUCAUAGAUUGUGACUCUGUGUUAUUUUCCGUGUUAUUUGAAAGUGCCGAACAGUUUAGACCAGCUCACCAAUGGCUAAUGUGGUUCACUUUAUUUUCUAAUGUUGGUUUAUCUAAUCUUUCUUUCGUGGUGCUGUCUUCCAUUCCUGUCUCUCUACGUGUAAGAUUUUGUCAUGUGUGUUCAUAGAAACGUGGAAUUUUUUUAUUUUGAUCUGAGUAUGUCUUUUAACUGUAUCAUGACAUGAGGUUCCUGACAUUGAAUACAAAGUUAUCAGCAUUCACAAA
Cebus imitator (Panamanian white-faced capuchin) is the source of this 1361-nucleotide messenger RNA. RefSeq names its product neurensin 1 (gene NRSN1). Gene Ontology annotation, cellular component: transport vesicle; neuron projection; neuronal cell body. NCBI's taxonomy places the organism in Eukaryota, Metazoa, Chordata, Mammalia, Primates, Cebidae. Gene Ontology annotation, biological process: nervous system development. The transcript is spliced from 4 exons. The record is from RefSeq and is a predicted model, not a curated record. The coding region runs from base 229 to 816 and encodes 195 amino acids.